Molecule: messenger RNA, 2848 nt
Organism: Dalotia coriaria
Lineage: Eukaryota; Metazoa; Arthropoda; Insecta; Coleoptera; Staphylinidae
Product: CLK4-associating serine/arginine rich protein
Exons: 7
Coding region: 144-2654 (836 amino acids)
Source: RefSeq, a predicted model, not a curated record
AGCAAAACAGUAUUAUCGUUUACGUUCAUGCCGCUUAUGCGGUAAUCAUUAAUCAACGUCUUUAAAAUAUAAAAAAUCGUUGAAUUAAACAUGAUUUAAUUGUAUUUCUACGGGUAAAUAGUGUUUAGAAUUGAUUAAUAAAGAUGUGGCACGAAGCAAGGAAGCAGGAGCGCAAAAUACGCGGUAUGCUUGUCGAUUAUCGCAAGCGUGCUGAAAGACGCCGAGAUUUCUAUGAAAAAAUCAAAGCAGAUCCCACUCAAUUUCUGCAAAUACACGGUCGUCAAUGCAAAAUCCACUUGGAUCCUGCUAUUGCCACAGCUGCAGAAGGGCCUGCCACAAUGAUGCCAUGGCAAGGACAAACUGAUAACCUCAUAGACAGAUUUGAUGUUCGAGCUCAUCUUGAUUUCAUCCCUCCAGUGUCUGCAAAAGCUGAGGAAGAUGUAACCUCAGAAGAAAGACAAUUGAAUUAUGAACGAUAUCGAAUCAUCGCCCAAAAUGCGUUUCUCGGUAUUCACGAGGAGAAAUUCCUGAAACAGUUGCACCUAGAGGAACAAUUUGGUUACACUGAAAAUGAACCCAAGAAAAAGAAACCAACUGGUGGUGCAGCCAUCGGUUUUAAUUAUGAAGACAGCACAGGUGUUGCUGGCUCAUCAUUUCCACCAGCACCUCCCAAUGUUGGUACAAGUUCUGUUAACGAAGAAGAAGCAUCCGAUGAUAAUUCCGAUAGUGAUUUAGAUGUAGAUUUAUCAAUUAAUAUCUCAAAAAUUGACUCUGCGCAAGCUCACGAGAUGAAUCGUCAUGGCAGAAAUUUCGGAAUGAGCUCAAAUGAUUUCUACUCGUUUUUAACGAAUGAUUUAGAAGAAGCGGAAAGUUUCAAACUUGCUAAAGAAGAAGAACAUGAAAAAGCAUUGUUUUCCGGACGAAAAUCACGAAGAGAAAGACGAGCACAUAGAGAAAAACGUCUUGCGAAUAGAAAAAUAAGUCCGCCAAGUUACGCAGCGAAAGAAAGCCCGUCUUUUGCGGUAGAUAUGCAUGACAAGUCCGAAUCACGAUCACCAUCGCCUGAUAACUCAGGAAAAAUCACAUUUAUCACCUCAUUUGGAGACGAUGAGGAACCACAGGUGCCUGUUAAGCCAUCAUAUGCCGAUAAAGUAAAGUUUGGUGCUAGAUUGAAAAAGUUACGGCAGGAGAACUGCAACCGGCCGGAAUUCCCUGAAUCCAACCGAAAAGAACCGACAAAUUUCAAGAGUCUACGUCGUAAUCGUUCAACUUCAAGGAGUAGAAAAAUCCGACCGAGAAGAUCAACUUCGUCAAGUUCAUCAUCACGUUCCAGGUCUAGAAAUAGGUCUAGGUCUAAAUCCAGGCGUAGAUCUAGGUCUAGAUCAAGAUCUAAACGUAGAAGAACAUCACGGCGACAUUCCAGCACAAGCUCAAGCAGAAGCUCAUCCAGUUACAGCGCUAGGAGACGAAGAAGUCGCGAUUAUACAAGGAAUCGUCGUUCCAGAUCAUCGUCAAGUUCUUCAUCACGCUCCAGAAGUAGUAGAUCGUUGUCAAGGUCAAAAUCAAAAAGCAGAAGCAAAUCAAAGUCAAGAAGUCGAAGUAGUUCUAGUUGUAAAUCAAGAGAUGCUGAUAGAUUUAAAUCGAAAUCACGGUCACGAUCUCCAUCACUGUUGAAAGAUGAAGAAUUGAAUAAACAUAAUUCACCCGAGAAGGAAGACAAUAAAGAACUGAGUGUUAGAUUAGAAGGGAAUACAAAACAGGAUAAUUUGGAAGAUUUAAUGAAAAAUAGUUCAAAUUCAAACGAUGGAAGCAUUCCAAAAGCAGAAGAAAGCAAAACUGAUGAAGUGAGGCCAUUGCCAAGGUACUAUGGACGAAGGAAAUCGGAUCAAAGUUCAUCCGAAAUAGGCGAUUCCAGUGAUGAGGAUAGCAAUGAGAGUCCUAAGAGCACACAAACAAGUAAUAGUAAUCUCAAGAUUGGUAAUUCAGGCACAGCAACCAAAGGCGGUGCGAAAUCCUCCGCGAUCAUGUCACUUGCCGAACGCCUUAAGAGGAAACGACAGGCUUUAUUAAACAAACAAUUUAAAGCAGAUAAAAUUGCGGAACAAAUGAAAACGGAACGCGAGAAGCAAGAGCAACAAACGCGCGAAGAUGAAUUACGCGAAUUGGCGCUGAAAUUACGCAGAAAGCAGCGUGAACGUCGACAUGCCUAUGACAGCGACUCAUCGCAUUCUAGUUCGAACUCGCGUUCGAAGUCCCCGUCACAAUCACCAAAAACAAAGCGAAGUCGCAGUUCGUCGGUGAAGAAGGACCGCGCACGUUCGGAUAGACGCGGUGAUCGUGACAGGGACGAGCACAAGGACCACGCACGUCGCUAUACGGAUAGUAGUCGUGAUGGGCGCGAUUACGACCGUGAAAGAGACCGCGAGUACGAACGCGAGCGGGAGCGAGAUCGCGACCGCUGGGAGCGAGAUGAUAUUAGGUCUAGGGAUAAGGACAGGGAGCGGGAUAGGGAUACGCGUUACAGACGGCCGCGCUACGAGGAGAAGCGUAACGACGACAGGUAUUACAAGGACGAGCGUCGAAGAGAUCCGAGAGACGGGCGUGAGCGAGACAAUCAGAAUCAGAGUCAGAAGAGGUCGUUGGUUGAUUACUGAUGGAAUACUGCAGAGGGUGGAUGUGUUUUUCUUCUUUUUUUCAUGUUCUUGGUGUGGGUUUCAGGAGUUUAUUGCUUUAAUUGCUCAAAUUAUUUCAAUAAUCCGUGGAUUAUUAGGUAUUUCUAUCUCUUUAGAUGUUUUUCGUCAGGUUGCGAAAUAAUUUCAAUAAAAAUAUACAUUUAUACAUGAUAUAA